Molecule: messenger RNA, 975 nt
Organism: Cadophora gregata
Lineage: Eukaryota; Fungi; Ascomycota; Leotiomycetes; Helotiales; Ploettnerulaceae
Exons: 3
Coding region: 1-975 (324 amino acids)
Source: RefSeq, a predicted model, not a curated record
AUGCGUUACUCAGCAAUCACAUCUGUCCUCGCCGCUGGCCUGGCCAUUGCCCAUCCAGUGGAACAGCGUGAUGUCGCUAUGGACUUCAACCCUCCUCCUGGUGGAGACAUCACCAUCCUGAACUACGCACUCACUCUCGAGUACCUCGAGCGCAAGUUCUACCAAGAGGGUCUCAAGAAAUUCAACCGUGAUGCAUUUGUGGCUGCUGGCUUUGCGGAUCCUUUCUAUGAUAACUUGAAGAUCAUUGCUUCGGAUGAGGAGACUCACGUCUCUUUCCUCGCCGGCGCUCUCGCUGAUAAAGCCGUCCACGAAGCUACCUACUCCUUCCCAUACACCGACGUGAAGUCCUUCCUCGGUCUCUCCUCGGUCCUCGAAGGCGUUGGAGUCUCCGCCUAUCUCGGUGCUGCCCAAGCAAUCGUUGACAAAGGCUACCUCACAGCCGCCGGCUCCAUCCUGACCGUCGAAUCCCGCCACAGCUCCUACAUCCGCUCCGUCCUCAAACAAGUGCCCUUCCCCAAAGCCUUCGACACCCCCCUCGACUUCAACCAAGUCUUCUCCCUCGCCGCGCAAUUCAUCACCGGCUUCGCGCCCGGCGACCCCGCCCUCCCAUUCAAAGCCUUUCCAGCCAUCGCCCUCCAACCCUCUCAGUACCCGUACACAGCCGGCUCCUCACCCAUCACCUUUUCCGGCGCGUACAAGAAGGCUAUCAAGUCUGGACUCAUCACUGAGGGACAGAAGGUUUAUGCGGUGCUGUUUUCGGGACUGGAUACGUAUUAUGUGGAGACGUACCAGACGAGGGGGAAUGCCGGGGAUUUGAAGAUUGAUAGGAUUCCUAAGGGGAAGAAUGGGCAGUUGCCGCCGACGGGUCAGGUGUAUGUUGUGUUGAGUACGGCGGAUGGGGUAAAUAAGAAGGUUAAUGAUGCCAAUACUAUCUCUGGUGUUGGUAUUGUUGAGGUUUUGCCGCCGAGGCAUUAG